ACCUCGCCACGCAGCAGCAGCAGCAGUCUUUCUCUCAAAUUGAGUUUGUUUCUCCACAAUAUCUGAUCAAACGCGCAGAUGUGGCCAGUUGUGAGACUUAAUCUCACAUUAUGCCUCUUUAUCGAGCGACUGGCGGUCGGUUGCAAGCGGCACAAGUGAUUUGCGUCGGUUUGGAUGAACCUCAACUCCGAGAAAGCACUUUUUAUUUCCACGCUGGACGUCAUGUGCACGUUGGCGGAUUUUACGCGCAGAGAGCCGCCGAGUGCGUCUGAUUUGGGAUUACACUGACACUGGACGUGUUUAUUUUUUUUCAAAAAAAAAGAGAGGGAUUUCCCAGACGGCGUCUGCGUCUGGUCCGCCGUCCUCCGGGUUCCUGCAGGACUCCAUGCAGUCGCGAAGGCAGAGGAGUGAAGGGCGACCCCGAGCUGGAUGGAUGGUUAUGGGGAAGAGAGGCAGACCCUCGGCGCUUGAAGUGUGCAGAGUCCUCGCUGUCUUCCUAUCGCUCUUCCCUCCAGUGAGUCUGCAGUGCAAGAUCCUCAAGUGCAACUCUGAAUUUUGGGCCUCCACGACCAACUCCGGGCCGGAGGAGGAGUUCUGCACGGCGCUGCGCGCGUACAACAGCUGCGUGCGGCGUACCGCUCGCACCUGCCGGGGCGAUUUGGCGUACCACUCGGCCCAGCAUGGCAUCGAGGACCUCAUGAGCCAGCACAACUGCUCCAAGGAAGGACCCACGUCUCAGCCGCACACCCGCAGCCCGCUUACCCCCGCGCCCCCGCCGCUGCCGCCCGACAGCCAAGAGCGCUCCGACGGCCCGGAGGUUUGCCACUACGAGCGUAGCUUCCCGCGCAACGCCGCGCAGCGCAACUUCACGCACUGCGGCUUCUUCGGAGACCCCCACCUUAGAACCUUCGGGGAUGACUUCCAGACGUGUAAGGUGGAGGGCGCCUGGCCGCUCAUUCACAACAAAUAUCUGUCGGUCCAGGUGACCAACACCCCUGUGCUGCCCGGAUCCUCAGCCACUGCCACAAGCAAGCUAACAAUCAUCUUCAAGAACUUCCAGGAGUGCGUGGACCAGAAGAUGUAUCACGCCGAGACGGACGAGCUCCCCGCCGCUUUCGCCGACGGCUCCAAGAACGGCGGCGAGCGCCACGGCGCUAACGCGCUGCGCGUGGUAGAGAAGGUGCCCGGCCAGCACGUGGAGAUCCAGGCCCGCUACAUCGGCACCACCGUGGUCGUCCGCCAGGUGGGCCGCUACUUGACGUUCGCCGUGCGCAUGCCCGAGGAGGUGGUGCGCUCGGUGGAGGAGGACGACAACCAGGACUUGUAUCUCUGUCUGCACGGCUGCCCCGCCAACCAGCGCAUCGACUUCAAAAAGGUCCGGACCCAUGCCGCCGCCGGGACCCACGGAUUCACCUACCGGUCGGCCAAGGCCAAGUGUAAGGAGCGUCUUCCCGUAGAGGAUCUGUACUUCCAGUCGUGCGUCUUUGACCUCCUCUCGUCCGGGGACAUCAACUUCACCAUGGCCGCCUACUACGCCCUGGAGGACGUGAAGAUGCUGCACUCCAAUAGUAAGCGCUAUCACAUCUUCGAGAAGGACGCCUUCACCAGCCACGCCGCGACCCACGCACCGGGCACACGCUUCCUCAACCUCUUCGCCAUCCUCUUGUGCUGCACACUUGCUCUACAGCCACUUUAACACUGACCGCUUUAGAGGCCUCGUGUCGUUUGGAAGCUUGCGAAAGGGGGUGGCCACAUUUCUCACAAGUUUCUGGCAAGUUUUCAUGGGAAUUUAAGAUGGGGAAUUGUGGAAAUAUUCCAAAUUGGAAACGUUCUAUGGGAAUUGAUGUCCCUGCAAAAUACAUAGCUCUCCUUUCCCACAUGCGAGGGCAUGAACAGUACCUUAAUUACUCAUGUUUUUCACUUCACUCUAGCGGCAGCGUACUUGCUCGUACCUCAGAUUUUGGCUCGUAACACGAUGCAAAAAUUCGAGCAACGACUCAUAACUAAAAAAAACUUGUAAAUUGGGGCACGCGUACUUCAAGAGACUUCCGUAAAUAAAAUAUGGGGAUGGGCGAGUAUCGUUAUCACCGGUAUCGGGUACUUGUGAAGCCUGCCAGUACCACCCACUAAUACUUAAGGCAAAACAAAUUUGACAUGGAGAAAGUCCUCCCCGCCAGUACUUGGCGCUAUAUUGCAGCGGUUUGACACAUGGGCUUAAUAUCAUGAGAAAAAAGAGAGAAAAGUCUUUGUUCACAAUUAUCUGUAAUUCUGUUAAUUGAAAUGUUAUGUAUCAAAAGUACUAAUGGUAUCAGUACUCUGUAUCGGCGCAUACUCAAGAGUGAAUACUCGCACUGGUAUCAGUCUGAAAAAGAAUGGUAUCGAACGUCCCUAUUAAAAUAUAUUUUACCCUGAGCCAGCCUUAAAUGUGGCAAAAUCCUCAUUUAUUGCCAUAAAUUCUCAUGAAUGGUCGUGGAAAGUUUCCAAUUUUGAGGAUUCCUGGAUUUUUGCAACGCGAGUUGUAUGCUCACGUUUUCCUCACGGGGACCUGGGAAAGUCCACCUGCGAUUACGUUCACUGGACUGUGUGGGAAGUUAGAUGGUUUCCUGGGUGAUCCUCCAUGGAAGCCAAGCCAGGGAAGCCCGAAAAAGGACAACAUGGGAGCUCAAAGUUAUUUUUGUCACAGGCCACAUUGUGGUUACGAUUUGCCUCAGAGGGCCCUUAUGACUGUGAAACCAUCGAAAUGUUUUGUCAUAUUACAUAUCCCAAAUUCCCCCUGAAUUUGUUUUGUAAUAUGCUGUAGGUAUUUCUGGGAUGUUUCAGGAAUAUUUCCAUGGAAACGUUUCCAACGUUGAAAGUUGUCUAAUUUUGCAACCAAUUUUUUCACAUAUGCCACACCUGGUAAAGAAGGCACCUAAUUUGAUAGAUGUAACGUUUAUUUGUGGCGGGGCGGAAUGGAGGUCACUAUUUGAGGAAAUACGCCGCACGUAGCAUAAUAAUUCACAUGGAAGUGAUUUGAGGGCUUGAGUCAUUGCCAAAGAAACAAGCCUCUGUGCCAACAUCUUUGGGAAUGUACAUAUAAUAUUGAGAGCGACACUUUACAAGCAGCAUUUAGUCCCGAUUUCAACCUGAGAUCUCUGGUGUUCUCUUAUUAGUCUUGGUUUGAUUUUAACACUGAAGUAUUUGUCACUGCUGCCCCUUUUUUAAUUUUAUUUUUUAUUUUUGGGUGCUUUGACGACAGCAGCGACGAGAUUUAAGUGAUUGUAACGUGGAAUCUCUGUGGAAGUAUAUCUGGGCCUUUGGAAAUUUAAUUGGGAUUUCUCAUUUUUAUUUUUUAACCAGCAAAUUUCUAAUAGGCGGCACGGUGGACGACUGGUUAGAGCGUCUGCCUCACAGUUCUGAGGACCAGGGUUCAAUCCUGCGUGGGUUUUCUCCGGGCACUCAGGUUUCCUCCCACAUCCCAAAAACAUGCAUGGUAGGUUAAUUGACAACUCUAAAUUGCCCGUCGGUGUGCGUUGAGUGUGAAUGGUUGUUUGUUUGUAUGUGCCCUGCGAUUGGCUGGCAACCAGUUCAGGGUGUACCCCACCUCCUGCCCAAUGAUAGCUUGGAUAGGCUCCAGCAUGCCCGCGACCCUAGUGAGGAGAAGUGGCUCAGAAAAUGGAUGGAUGAAAUUUCUAAUACUUUUUUUUUUUUUUUACCAUCAAAAGAUUCUGUGUCAAACUUUUUUCUAGUAUUGUCUCUGUGGUGCCUCAGUAAACGUGAAAUAUGAAUUAAAAUCCUCCACGAAUUCUUGAGUUCCAGAGAGGCCUGAAAUUCGAAUUUGUCAAGCUUAUCUACGUCACUAACGAAGACCUCCGCCUUCCCAAUACACUCCCGAAGCCACACGUGUCCUCUCACAAGUGGGGUCUUCUCCAUGGAGGCAACCAAUCGGAGGAAAGGGGGCGGUCUUAGCCAAAUAUGGACAAAACUGGGUCAGACAAAAGUAGCUGUCAGAAGGCCCUUUUCUGGACACUCAUGACAAAACCAAGGUGUUUUUUGAAAUGAUUACUCAUACUAAGUCCAUGUUAGAGAAUCACUAUGGAGGUCUAAAUGGGAAAAAUACGGGACCUUUACAACUCCGACGGUUCGGAUGUAUCGUGAUUUUCUUGUUGCAUUUGAAUUUGAAUUUCUAACUGAAUUUUUUUUUUACCAUCAAAUUUAUAUUACUGAUUUUUCUUUUUUUACCUUCAAAACGUUCAGUGUAAAAAAAAAAACUGUCUAAAAAAAUCUUCUCUUAUUAAAAGUUAGAUGCCACUUGUAUAUUCUGUAGGUAUUAUGUAACCUGAGUUUGAAUUUUUAACAAUGAUUUUUGCCAUCAAAUUUCAAAGUGAAAUUCAAUGUAAAAAAAUAUUUUUUUUAAUCUAUGGCUGAAACUCAGUAGUCUCAAACUAUAAUAAGAUAUGUCUGUGACUUGUGAGUUCUAAAUAGAUUUUUUUUUAAACACUGAAUCUUUUGAUGGCAAAUUUUUUUUUAGUAAUUUGACGGUAAAAAGGAAAUCUGUUAGAAAUUCAUACUAGGAUGGCACAAAAAUACCACAAAUACAAUAUAUGUGCGCCAUUGAAUUUUUGUCAUUGAAUUUUUCACACUGAAUAUUUUGAUGGUAAAAAAAAGAAAUUUAAUGUUGAAAAAAAAUAUCGCUGUCAGAAAUUCAAAUUAAAACUCAUAUGGCCCAGAUAUAUUUCCAUAAGUCUUGUUUGUAGAUGUGAUUUGUAUUGUGACUUUUAUAGUGGCUGAUGUGAGAUUGUACAUACAGUGUGUUAUUUUGUGUGUGGGUGUGCGCGAGUUGUGUUUAUUCGACUAUUAACUGUGAAUGUGAAAUAAUUUUUUUUAUUUUUUUUGCAUAGACAUGAACAAUGCACAACACAAUCUUUUCCUUUUGUGUUUUGCGCUGCUCAUGCUUGCCAAUGAAAAGCACUUUAUGUUUUCAUCCAGCUUUUGUGUUGAUGUGUCGUUGUUGUUUGGAAUUCAAAAGGAAUAAAUAAUAAUAAUAAUAGUAAAACAGCUGGGAAAUGCCCGAAUAGAUCAACCUGUAUGUUAAAAAAAGAAAAUGUGGUGCUACACCCACCAGCUGUUUAUAAUGUCAAUUAUUUAUUGAAUAAAAGAAAAUGUCUUGUUAG
Messenger RNA from Phycodurus eques (leafy seadragon), 5153 nucleotides. RefSeq names its product repulsive guidance molecule BMP co-receptor a (gene rgma). Gene Ontology annotation, molecular function: coreceptor activity. Gene Ontology annotation, biological process: BMP signaling pathway. Gene Ontology annotation, cellular component: plasma membrane. NCBI's taxonomy places the organism in Eukaryota, Metazoa, Chordata, Actinopteri, Syngnathiformes, Syngnathidae. Bases 386 to 1696 code for a protein of 436 amino acids. The transcript is spliced from 4 exons. The record is from RefSeq and is a predicted model, not a curated record.